Messenger RNA from Gloeophyllum trabeum ATCC 11539, 777 nucleotides. Its product is annotated as P-loop containing nucleoside triphosphate hydrolase protein. Gene Ontology annotation, molecular function: ATP hydrolysis activity; ABC-type oligopeptide transporter activity; ATP binding. Lineage: Eukaryota; Fungi; Basidiomycota; Agaricomycetes; Gloeophyllales; Gloeophyllaceae. The record is from RefSeq and is a predicted model, not a curated record. The transcript has 3 exons. The coding region runs from base 1 to 777 and encodes 258 amino acids.
AUGCUGAUCGGCCAGUGCAGCAACGUUUCCUUCGCCUAUCCCGCUUAUGAUGCGUUUUCGAAUAAACCAAGAACUAUCCUAAGAGAGAUAUGUUGCGACUUCCUUCCAGGCUCAUUGACCCUCAUUGUGGGGAGAAACGGCAGCGGCAAGUCCACGCUGCUGAAGCUUAUGUCCGGGAUCUAUACGCCUACGUCGGGAGACCUUCUUUUGGACGACUGCCCUUUGCGUUCCUUCCGAGAGGACGACCUUCGGCAAGCAAUAUACAGGGUACCGCAGGAGCCGCAGAUAUAUCCGCUCUCUCUGCGAGAGAAUCUGCAGAUCGGACUGGCGCAGCCGCCGGACCAGGCCUCGCUCGCGCGCGCAGUCAAAGAGGCUGGCAUCGCGGACCUAGUCGGGUCACUCCGAGACGGUUUUGACACCCUAAUGGGUCCGUUAGAGCAAUCUCGCAGUUCUUGUUAUUUAAUCGCUGAUGAAUUGUGUAGGACUCGUACAAUCGUCCGACUGGAACACUCCGACGUACGGCUCCUGCUCGUCGACGAACCAGCCUCUGCGCUGGACCCAGUCGCCGAGCUGGACUUUUGCACGAAACUUCGAAACUCCAGCAAGGGCAGAACCGUCGUCGUCGUGUCCCACCGCUUCGCGCAGUUGGCCAAGCGCGCGGACAUGAUCCUCUGCAUGAAGGACGGCAAGAUCGUCGAGAGGGGAACACACGAGGAGUUGAUGGGGGUCGGUGGGGAGUACUGGGAGCUUUAUAACGCCCAACAUGCAAGCGACUGA